Nanorana parkeri is the source of this 2348-nucleotide messenger RNA. RefSeq names its product CAP-Gly domain containing linker protein 3 (gene CLIP3). The record is from RefSeq and is a predicted model, not a curated record. Gene Ontology annotation, cellular component: microtubule plus-end; nucleus; cytoplasm. Gene Ontology annotation, biological process: cytoplasmic microtubule organization. The coding region runs from base 266 to 1855 and encodes 529 amino acids. The transcript has 14 exons. Lineage: Eukaryota; Metazoa; Chordata; Amphibia; Anura; Dicroglossidae. Gene Ontology annotation, molecular function: microtubule plus-end binding.
UCUUCUGUGGCUUCCCCCUCCUCCUUUAUCUCCUCCCUCUCAUUAUCUGCACAGUUCCCCAGCAUCCCAGUGACGCAGGAACGAAAGAAAAAACAUCAGGAUAACAGGAUCAGCAUCAGGACCAUCAUCCGAUUGAUAGCAGGACACAGCAUCAGGACCAGAACCCACCAGAUAAGGAGGAGGUGAGGACUAGGUCUCAGCAUCAGGUGAAUCAGGACCAAGGACAGCAGCCUGUGAUAGAGCAAGGCCUGGUGAACAGAGAACCAUGACUAGAGAAGAUCCUCUAGAUUGCGCCCCGGAGGAAAAGCAGCACCCCCUGGAUUUCCAGAGCCCCAUCCUAGAGAGAAGGAAAAGGCCCGUGGUUCACCCCUCUGCCCCAGCUCCUCUUCCAAAGGAUUAUGCGUUCACAUUCUUUGACCCUAAUGACCCGGCGUGUCAGGAAAUCUUGUUUGACCCCCAAACAACCGUCCCUGAACUAUUUGCUAUCAUCCGGCAAUGGGUUCCACAAGUUCAGCACAAGAUCGAUAUUCUGAAGAGGGGAUGUCAUGUGAAUGACAGAGAUGGACUAACAGACAUGACACUGUUACACUACGCAUGUAAAGCUGGAGCCCAUGGAGUGGGAGACCCAGCAGCCGCUGUUCGAUUAACCAAUCAGCUUCUUCAACUGGGGGCUGACGUAACUCUGCGCAGCCGAUGGACUAGCAUGAAUGCCCUGCACUAUGCUGCAUACUUUGAUGUCCCAGAACUUCUACGCAUCUUACUGAAAUCAUCAAAACCUAAAGUGCUAAAUUCCACCUGCAGUGAUUUUAGCCAUGGUACCGCUGUGCACAUCGCUGCCUCUAAUCUUUGCCUGGGAGCUGUCAAGUGUCUGCUGGAACAUGGUGCCAACCCAUCCGUCAGGAACAGCAAGGGACAGGUCCCAGCGGAUGUGGUUCCUGACCCCAUGGAUAUGGGCCUAGACAAAGCCGAAUCUGCCAUGAUUGCCAAGGAGCUGAAGCAGCUGCUGUUGGACUCGGUGCCCUUAACUUGUAACCUACCCAAGGUCACACUGCCCAACUACGACAACAUACCUGGUAAUCUGAUGCUGGCGUCUAUAGGACUGAAGCUGGGUGACCGAGUGCUGCUCGAUGCAGAGAAGGCUGGCACACUGCGCUUUUGUGGCACCACUGAAUUUGCCAGUGGUCAGUGGGUGGGAGUCGAGCUGGACGAGCCAGAGGGAAAGAAUGAUGGUAGUGUGGGGGGCAUUCACUAUUUUAUCUGUCCCCCCAAACAUGGACUAUUUUCUUCUGUGUCCAAGGUCAGUAAAGCCCCUGAGCAGCCUCCGUCCUCUGUCACCUCCACACCAAAGACUCCUCGUAUGGACUUCUCCAGGGUCACAGGCAAGGGGAGGAAGGAGAAAAAAUCAAUAAAGAAGAAGUCCAUCAGUGUGGGCAGUCUAGACAAAGAGGGACUGAACAUCGACUUGGGGGACCAAGUACUUGUGGCUGGACAGAAACAGGGAGUGGUGCGCUUCUAUGGGAAGACAGAUUUUGCUCCAGGAUACUGGUUUGGAGUCGAGCUGGAAAAGUCUUCAGGGAAACAUGACGGCUCAGUAUUUGGUGUUCGGUAUUUUACCUGCCCCCCAAAAUAUGGAGUCUUCGCUCCGCCCUCCAGAGUUCAGCGGAUCGGUGGCCCAAAGGAACCACAAGCAGACAAUAACGCAGUGAAAAAAGUGCAUCAAGUAACUAUGUCACAGCCAAAGCGUAACUUCAACACAGUGCGGACACCGAAAGAGAUCGCAUCAGAAAACUCUAUCUCCAGGUUGCUGUUCUGCUGCUGGUUUCCCUGGCUGCUGCGUGCUGAGAUGCAAUCCUAACCUUGUUUCCUGCUAGUCCAGCAUCCUAUCACCUGGAGCCACAGACUGCCGCCUCCCUCUGUCUGUGUCUGCAUCCCCCGACUCCCCCAGUGCCUUGUCUAAUGUUCCUCUGAUUAAGGGGCCCCUCUGUGUGUCACUGUCCCAUUCAGUGCAGGAUAAAUCGAGGAGUGGGGGGUCAGGACAAUCCGGCGUCAUUCUGCUGAAGGUUCACUUGCUUCCGUCUUCUACAGAACCUUCUACCGAAAGACUGAAUCAGCAGGAACCUCCAGCACUGCCCGAGCUUGCCCCAGUUGCCAUUUAUUCUAUGUUUAUAGGGAUGACAUGAUACAAAUACUGGGAUACUGCUGACUUAAAGACCUCUAGCUAUCAAGGCAAAAAGCAAAGUUUAGUACUCCACAACAACCAAUUGCCAAUGUCCUGACUGCUCUAAACUGCAGUAUGCGAAAAUCUGAUUGGUUGCUGCAGGGUAUUGCACCUCAUUGCUCUUUGUGGU